CCCCGGAGUUUGCAGGGCGCUGUGCCUGUGAAGGGCUGCGCCAAUGGGUGAGGACCGUCGGUAGCGCGCUUACUGGCUCGCAGGUCUCUCGAUUUUGCCGCCUCCCACCCCAGGAGAGCUCCUGGGGCUCAGUCUAACCGCUCCUCCCGCGACUCUUGUCAGUGCCAGGCUUCUUCGAGUCACGGCCCGCGAGUACUUCCGUGCCAGACUCCGGGGGCCGGGUCGGAACAUGGCUGCGUCGGGUCUGGAUCAUCUCAAAAAUGACUACAGAAGAAGAUUUUGCCGACCUGUCAGAGUACCUGACAUUAAUUCGAAGCAAGGCCAGAACAUACUGGAAAUCUUACAAGACUGUUUUGAAGAAAAUAGUCUUGCCAAGGACUUUAGCACAAAUUCUACAAAAUCAUUGCUUUAUUCAACACCUAAAAUAGGAGACAUUUGUAUUCAGUCACCAAGGAAAGAGGCUCAGUGCCAGAAAUCUCAUCCGAAGUCAGUUCCAGUUUCUUUAAGGAAGAAAGAGGCCUCUCUGCCGUUCAUUGUAGAACCAAGUGAAGUCAACAGAUCAGUUCAGGACCAUGAAGUUCAUCAGCAAAUUUUGGCAACUGAUGUUGGUUCUAAAAAGACACCUGACUCGAGAAAAAUGUCAAGUAAAAAACUAAAAGAUCAUCACAGUGAAGCUGAUGAGAAAUUGUACUUAUCUGUUGGCUCACCUUUUGUUCUUUUGGAUGCAAAAGCUUCUGUAUCGCAAAAUGCGAUUCCAUCUAUUGCCCAAAAGAGAGAGACCUACACUUCUGAAAAUUCAGUGAAUACAUUGUCUUCAAGUACAGAGAUUUCUCUUAAAACCAGAAAAAGGUUAAACUUUGAAGAUAAAAAUGCUUUGAAGAAAGUAGAAAUAGCAAAUAAAGUAUCAGAAAUAGAGGAUAAAGUAUCAGAAGAACCACAAGAGAGGAAAUCGUCAAGAACAUCUCAGAAAAGAGUAUCAGAUUCAGAAGAUGAAAUUCAGCCACAAACUAAAAAGAGUUUUUCAACAUUGUUUUUAGAAACUGUAAAAAGAAAAAGUGAAUCCAGUCCUAUUGUUAGGCAUAUAGCAACUGCUCCACUUCACUCAUCUCCUUCAAAUGACCUGAAGUUGUUAGAGGAUGAAUUUAUAAUUGAUGAAUCAGAAAGAAGUUUUGCCAGUCGAUCUUGGAUUACUGUACCCAGAAAGGCUGGGCCUCUGAAACAGUGCACAGUAUACCCUGCAGAGAGCUCUGCACUCCUUCAAAGUAAGAAGUCGAGAGAAAAACAUCACAAUGUAUCACCUACAACUUUGAUGAGUGACAAACAUUCUGACACAGAUUACCCAAUAGAGAAAUCUCAGCCCUCUGAACAAAAAAGACUGGGUAGGAGUUGUGCUUUGACAAAUGAACUGGAAAAUCAUAGAUCUACAAAAUAUGAAAUGUAUUAUGAGAAUGCAGAGAAAUCAUCUGGAAAGAAAAGGACUAUAAAACAAAAACAGAGAAGAAAAUUUAAGGACAGUAUACUUGAAGAACAGGUUGAUAUGGAACAAUCUAAAGAUAAAGAUAUAAAUAUGUCACAUAUCACCCAAGGAAGCAAGAAAAAUAGCACCAAUGUUCCUUAUACAGAGACUCAGAAAAAAGAUAAAGAAUAUAAAAAGAAGCAUUUUCCCAGUGGGUCCAAGAAGAAUAAACUUGUACCUGAUGAAGUGACUUCAACUAUUACAAGAAGUCGAAGAAUUUCCAGGCGUCCAUCUAAUUGGUGGGUGGUAAAGUCAGAACAGAGUCUUGUUUAUAGCAAUUCUUCAAGAAGAAAUGAAUUGUCAGUGUGUCACAACAGUAGACGAAAACCUGCUGAAAAAUCAAACCAAUCAUCUAAGAAUAUUGAGGAAAAAACCAUUCCGUUUAAAGGGCAGAAGAGAACUACUCUGGGCAGCUCAAGAGCACAGGAGUUUUUAAAUACUAAAGAUUCUGGAGGAAUUAUGGACCAUGAUGAAAUUUCUGGUUGUUCCCAGAAUGCGUCAUUGGAAAAUGAUGAGGAAGACCUGGCUAAGAAGAAAAAUCUUGAUCAUUCUGGAGGUACAAGAAGCACAAAGGAUCAAGAUAAUAUGACUGGACAAAAUGUUCAUCUGAAGUCUCAGAUCAGGGGAUUUACAUGCAAGACACCAGCAGAAUCUAACUUGGAUUCUGGAGAGCCUAAGACUUCAGUUUUGGAAGGAAGAGGUACAAGAAGCACAAAGGAUCAAGAUAAUAUGACUGGACAAAAUGUUCAUCUGAAGUCUCAGAUCAGGGGAUUUACAUGCAAGACACCAGCAGAAUCUAACUUGGAUUCUGGAGAGCCUAAGACUUCAGUUUUGGAAGGAAGAGGUACAAGAAGCACAAAGGAUCAAGAUAAUAUGACUGGACAAAAUGUUCAUCUGAAGUCUCAGAUCAGGGGAUUUACAUGCAAGACACCAGCAGAAUCUAACUUGGAUUCUGGAGAGCCUAAGACUUCAGUUUUGGAAGGAAGAGGUACAAGAAGCACAAAGGAUCAAGAUAAUAUGACUGGACAAAAUGUUCAUCUGAAGUCUCAGAUCAGGGGAUUUACAUGCAAGACACCAGCAGAAUCUAACUUGGAUUCUGGAGAGCCUAAGACUUCAGUUUUGGAAGGAAGUGGACCUUUCAGGCUCAAGAAUUAUUUAACAUCUGGAAAGAAUAAUUCCGAUGUGGAUGACAAGGAAGUUCAGGAAAGUUCAAGUGACUCAAGAGUAAAAAUAUCUACAGUAAUACCAGAGAAUAAAAUACAUCACAAGUUAGUAUUGCCUUCCAACACACCAAAUGUUCGCAGGACCAAGAGAACACGACUGAAACCUUUGGAAUAUUGGCGGGGAGAGCGAAUAGAUUAUCAUGGAAGGCCAUCAGGGGGAUUUGUGAUUGGUGGAAUACUGUCCCCAGACACAGUAUCAUCUAAAAGGAAGUCAAAAGGAAACAUUGGAAAAGUCAACAAAAUGGUUAAUAGGAAAAGGAUCUGUCUUGAUAAUGAGGAAAGAAAGAAUAAACUCAUGGUAGAUCUGAGUAUACCUCUGGGAGAUCCAUUGCAGCCAACAAGGGUAAAGGACCCAGAAACAAGAGAGAUUAUUCCCAUGGAUCUUUUAAGGCCACGAGAUACGUAUCAAUUUUUUGUUGAGCAUGGUGAGUUGAAAGUGUAUAAAACACUGGAUACACCUAUUUUUUCUACUGGAAAAUUAAUAUUAGGACCACAUCAAGAAAAGGGAAAGCAGCAUGUUGGCUCAGAUAUAUUGGUUUUUUAUGUUAACUUUGGUGACCUUUUAUGUACCUUACAUGAAACACCUUAUAUAAUAACAACUGGGGAUUCGUUCUAUGUUCCUUCAGGUAAUUAUUACAACAUCAAAAAUCUCCUGAAUGAGGAAAGUGUUCUUCUUUUUACUCAGAUAAAAAGAUGAAAGAUGAAGCAAAGUUUAAAUACGUGUGUGUGUGUAUAUAUAUGUAGACACACACAUAUAUAUAUACACACACGUAUAUAUAAAACAGUUUGUGCAGUUGAGACAUUUAUCUUUGUAAUUAUUUGUGAUAUUUUAAAAUAAAAAUUUUACUCAGUUUUGUGUGUUCUUUUAUCUGAUAAACAUUUCAAACCCCCAUGUGUCUUCUGAUUUUUUUUAUAAAUGUACACAUAGUCUGUAGUGAUGCCCAUAUUCAUAGUAUUUUAAUAACAUGAAAAGAAUCUCUGCUCUCACAGUGAAAUAUAGGACAUUUCUUUUUUAGAAGAGAUUUGAUUAAUAUGUUCAUUCAUUUAGUAAUCUUUUCCAAAUGUUUUAAGUCACUAACAAAAUAAUCCAAUAAUAGAGAAUUGUGGUAUAUGUAAAUAAUACAUCUGUAUUACUUUCUUAGGGCUUUGUAACAAAAUAUAGUACAAACUGGUGGCUUAAAAACAAAAAUUUAUUGUCUCACAGUUCUGAAAUCAAAAUGUCGGCAGGACCAUGUUCUCUCUGAAACCUUUAGGUUUCACAAUAAUGCUUCUGCUUAGCACUCGUCUUUCUAUUAGAAGGAGAAUCAGUGUGAAAGAUCCUUAAAAAAUAACUCAGCCUUCUUAAUGUUACCAGAUGCACUAAAAAUAUGUAGAUUUAGGAGAGAAAAUGACUAAAUGUCACAAACAAAUUGCUAACAGCUAUUCCUGAAGUCAUUUUAAUAAGUAUUUUCAUAUUAACCUGAAAAUCUUAGUUUCAUUUGUCAUUGUAAUUCAACAGUAUGCGUUAACUGUUUCUUUUAUUUAAAAAAAUCCGAUGCAAAUUUAUUUUCCUGUGAGGCUUGCUAAGACACUGUCUAUUAACUUCUCAGUGUCUCCAUAAGUUGCCGAAUUUAGUAUAUGAAUAAACUUUUUAUCACUAGAGAAACUGGUUAUAUUUGCUUUCCCAAGUCAAGAGUUACAGGACUAGAUGUGUUUCCCUCUUUACCUAGACUGGCCAGAUUUUUGUUCAGUAAUCUGCAAUGGCUUGAUUAUUUUUUUAAGUGAAGCAUUUAUUUUAUUGAUGUAACUUACAAAUGGUCAAAUGCAUAGAUCUUACAGUUCAAUGAGUUCUUGGCAAGUACAUCUUAUACAUUAAGUAACCCAUAAAACUUUUGCCACUUCAGGAAGUUUAUUCUGUCUAAUUCAAUACCUGUCAACCUGACUUGGGCCCUUGGACCACCAUUCUUUUUUAUAGUGGUAGGGAGGUUGUUCUAGAACUUUAUAUAAAUGGGCUCAUAAAAUAUACUUUCAUUCAACACAGUGUCUAAGUUUCAUCCACUUUGGUAUGUAUAUCAGUUGUUCAUUCAUGUUUUAUUUCUGAGUAGUAUUCCCUGUGAACACUGUUCCUUUUUGUAAUCCUUGUAAGAGUUAUUAAAAGAUUGGUAACAUUUCCUUCUUAAAUGUUAGAAUUACCAGUAAAACCAUCCAUGUCUGGAGUUUUCUUUAUGGAGAGAUUUUUUAAUUAUGGCUUUGACUUCUUUAAUAAGUACCAGAAUAUCCAGAUUUCUUAUCUUUUUAGUUUUGGUAAGCUAAUUUUUGAAGAAUUUGCCUAUUUCUAAAUUUUCACCUUGAUUUUCUUAAAUUUAUAAUAUUUUCUCUUUCAGAAGCUUUUUUGAGAUUUGACAUAAAGUAAUCUUAAAAUACACAUAAAUUAAUAUAAAAAUAGUAUGGUAUCUGAAGCACAGAUUUUGCUGUAUAAUUAUUUUUUAUUUUUUCCUUUUUUUGGUCAUUUUUUGCUAAGGUUUUAUCAGUUUUGUUCUUUCAAAAUAGUUAACUUUAGUUUCAUUGAUUUUUCUCUUUGUAUUUCUAUUCCAUUCAUUUUUGAUCUCAUCUUUAUAAUUUAGUGCAUUCUGGGGCACCUGGGUGGUUUAAUCGGUCCAGCGUUGGGAGUCUUGGUUUCAGCUCAGGUCAUGAUCUCAGGGUUGUAGAUCGAGCUCCUCAUUGGUCUGGGCUCCGUGCUCAGCAGGGUCUCUGCUUCUCUCCAUCUCCCUCUCCAUCUCCCUCUUUCCUCUCUCCCUCUCUCUCAUAAAUAAACAAAUCUUUAUAAUUUAGUGUAUUCUACUUUGGGUUUGAUUUGCCCUUUUUUUCCUAGCUUCUUAAGAUGAAUGUUUAGAUUAUUUUAGAAUUUUCUUCCUUUCUAAUUCAGCCACUUAAAGCUUCACUUUGAUAUGUCAUCUAAUUCAAGAUAUUUAAAAUUUUUUCUUGUAAGGUCCUCAUUGACCAGUGGGUUAUUUGGAAGUGUUUCUUGUAAAUUGUGAAUAUUUGGGGUUUUUCCAGAUAUGUUUUUUCUGAACUAAUUUGGAGAUUUGCUAAGUUUUUCUGCAGUUUUAGCUUUUGCAGCCACAUAUGGUUUACAUUGCAACUACUCAGUUCUGCAGCUGAAACAUGAAAGCAUCAGUAGACAAUAAGUAAAUGAAUAAAUGUGGUUAUAUUGCAAUAAAACUUUAUAUACAAAAUGCAGUGAUCUGUAUUCAACCUGUGAGUGUGAUUUUGUUAGCCUCUGAUGUAUGCAGAAAACAUACUUUGUACACUUUGAAUCCUUUAACAUUUAUUGAUAGUAUUUUAUGAUCAACAAUGUGGUCUGUCUUUGAGAAUGUUCCUUGUGUUAGAAACAAAUGUGUAUUCUGUUGCUGUUGGGUGGGGUAUUCUAUGUCUGUUGGUUGAUAGUGUUAAGUCUUCCAUAUACUUAUGAUUUUUGUGUAGUUUUUCUUUCCAUUACUGAUGAAGGAGUGUUGAUACCUCUGAUUUUACCUAUUAAAUAUUUAUUUCUUUUUUAUAUGUCAAUUUUUGCUUCAUCUAUUUUGAUUCUAUUAUUAGGUUCAUAUUCAUUUAUCAUUGUUUUACUGUUGAGCUAUUUAUCAUUAUGAAAUACCUUUUAGUAAUUUUCAUUUUAAAGUUUAUUUUGUCUGAUGUUAAUAUAGCUACUUCAGCUGUCUUGUAUAUACCAUUUGUCUGAUGUAUCUUUUUCUG
Messenger RNA from Zalophus californianus (California sea lion), 6468 nucleotides. It is a transcript of the gene CENPC, whose product is annotated as centromere protein C. Bases 230 to 3436 code for a protein of 1068 amino acids. The record is from RefSeq and is a predicted model, not a curated record. NCBI's taxonomy places the organism in Eukaryota, Metazoa, Chordata, Mammalia, Carnivora, Otariidae. Gene Ontology annotation, cellular component: kinetochore. Gene Ontology annotation, molecular function: centromeric DNA binding. Gene Ontology annotation, biological process: spindle attachment to meiosis I kinetochore; attachment of mitotic spindle microtubules to kinetochore; kinetochore assembly. The transcript has 22 exons.